Molecule: messenger RNA, 861 nt
Organism: Maniola jurtina (meadow brown)
Lineage: Eukaryota; Metazoa; Arthropoda; Insecta; Lepidoptera; Nymphalidae
Exons: 1
Coding region: 1-861 (286 amino acids)
Source: RefSeq, a predicted model, not a curated record
AUGACGCAACCGACGCCCCUCGUUGCCGGAGCCGCUAACGACCUCGCGGUAAUCGGUUUGUCGUCGCGAAUACCGCAGUUUUGGGCGGACAUGCCCAAACUAUGGUUUCUGCAAUUCGAAGCAGUAAUGGGACCGCAACAUCAGGCCGACACGGUAAAGUACGAUAUGGUUUUGAGUAAGCUUGGGAAAGAAGAGCUCAGCCAGGUGGGAGACAUCAUCGGGAACCCGCCGGAACAGCAGCGUUAUGUGGCCCUAAAAAACAGAUUGCUCAAAGUGUUCCAGGCCAGUGCCGAAGAACAGUUCCAUAAACUGGUUUCGGAGAUGGAUCUUGGACAGCAGCGGCCAUCCCAGCUGCUUACAAAGAUGAAUGAGCUUGCAAGGAAUUCAGGAGCUGCAGGUGACACAGUGAAGAACCUCUGGUUGUCACGCUUACCACCAUGGGUUCGAGCGAUUUUAGCGGCAAAUAAAGCGGACACCAAACUAGACGACCUCGCGGAGAUGGCAGACAAAAUCAUGAACAACCUCCGCAGUGGAGAGAUUACAGCCGUCGACACGGGCGCAGCAUCCACGCCAGCGGCAGCAGAGGUAAACAGCGAACUGGUGACGCAGCUCAGGGACAUGAAGCUGGAGCUAAAAAACCUGCGGCAGGAAAUUAACAGCAUCGGUGAUCGACGCCAGCAGUACCAGCGAUCCCGCCGACCCUGGAGGCGCGAUCGCUCGCGAUCGCAUAGCAGAUCUAGCACGCCGCGACGUACACCACGCAGCCCAGACUGGUUGUGCCGGUACCAUUUCCGGUUCAGGGAAGCAGCACGGCGAUGCGAGUCUCCGUGCAUUUGGAAAACCAGUGAGUCGGAAAACUAG